Messenger RNA from Fusarium verticillioides 7600, 2882 nucleotides. RefSeq lists its product as hypothetical. The record is from RefSeq and is a predicted model, not a curated record. Lineage: Eukaryota; Fungi; Ascomycota; Sordariomycetes; Hypocreales; Nectriaceae. The transcript has a single exon. The coding region runs from base 303 to 1085 and encodes 260 amino acids.
GCUUGGCGUGACCAGUUUUCCUCCUUUCCUGGCUGCUAGUUUUUUUUUUUGCUGUCGUCAUCCCUUUCCCUACGCUUUAUUUUCUGUCCCUCCAUCACCUAACCUCUCACCUUUCACCUCCUCUCCAGCAACCCACAACAGCAAUCUGCAAGUCAAUACCCAGCUACGAAAUGUUGGAUCGAUUUCGAUAACGAACGACGGCGAUAACCCCUAAGAUGGUCAAGGCAACACACGAUAUAGAGUGAAGUGAUGGCGAAGGACGACGUGAACCGGUACCGACCGAGUCGAGAUGGACGAAAACGAUGCCAAAUACCGACGGGAACAACCACGAAAGACAACAAAGGCGGGCACCGAGACCCAUCAACGAGCAGAGCCUGCCUUGCUUUACCUGGACUGGCUUGACUCAAGCCGGCUGGCCGGAUACUGCGACGGCAUCAGCACGCACUCCGGCGGCGACAACAGCGUCACAGCACCUAUCCAUGGAGACUCGCAGGCCUGUGGACCUCGGAUACGGACUGGAAUUAUGGGCCGGGGGGCCUAGUCCGACUAGGCGUGCUGGCGCGGUUGGUUGCUUUUUAGGCUUUCCACUCAUUCAGACUGACUCCUCCUCCUCUCCUCCCGCCUCUCAUGAGCGUCUGACUCUGAUUGCCCUCGCUCGUUGGCGCACCAAGAUCGCCUCUGUUGCCCCAAUCGCAGUCGCGUAUCCCCGUCGCUCCUUAUCGGAGCGGGCACCACUAACUCUGGUUCUAGCCAUGCUCCGCCCUGUAAAACCCUUUGCUCGCCCCCCGUGGUACUUUUUUCUUCCAACCCAAACCAACCACCAACUCUUGCCUAACCACCAACUCGAUGGGACCCUGAAACACGCUCUGCCCCCUUCACUGACUGUUUUGUUCAGCCCACGUGCCCUCCUUGCCUGCGCGUCGUCACCCCAGCUUCUCGAGCAGGGUCAUUUGAAUCGCGCUCAUUUCACUGCGAUAGUCGUCUCGCAAGCGUCUCAUCAGCAAAGUCACCCCAUUACAUUACCUGCAACAAGAAAUAUGGCUCGGUCAAUAUGUCACGCGACUAAAUGGUUGCACAAAGCCUGAUUUAACGGACACUCCGCACAGAAAUUUUCUGAAUUUUGCCAUUCGCGCGUCCAGUCAGCAAGCGACAAGGAAGUAAAAGGCAGGUUAUGGGGUUUUCCUUUUUUCGUGCCCUCUCAUAUUGAGCCCCCAACCGCCCGCUGACUCUGUGAGUCAUUCAACUGUGGCCAACCAGGAUGCAGUUAGCCAGCAAACUGUCCCCCCUUCGCAGUGCUAGGGAGGCCGGAUCUGUGCGCCCACUGACUGACUUCUUGCAUCAUGUACUCAGUACAACGACUUGCUGGCACCAGCCAUAAAUGAUGCAGUCGUCAUGGUUGUUCACUUUCGGACGCUGAUGCAUUUUUUAUUUAUCGCGCUGCGGCUACCAACUUUUGCACCGUUUUCUUGUUAUGUAUGCGAGACUGAGCGUAGAGUGAUGCAUCCUUGGCUCCCGACACCCGGGCUAGACUUCGGAAGCCUGCAUGUCGUGACUCUUGGAAACCCCAGUCUGCAUUGAGGACACGUUCCAGGAUGCCACCGUCAAUUUGACACCCAGUGGUGACACGAAAAUUUUGAUUGUCAAGGAUCGCCAAGUAUGGUUACCUCUUACGAGAACGCGUCAAAUUACCGAGGGCUUGCUGACACAAGUACCUCACUAACAAUUUCCUGGUCCCCCGACUUAUCACAGUCCUAGCCUAGGUUUGGACAGAGAACUCCACAGACUGUUCAUCCUCAGAGGAAUCAACCAGCCUCAUUUGAUCUUCUUCAUAGUUCUACCAGGAUCCGCCAUGUCUCGCUAGCCCCCUUGACCCAUAGGCAAAUUUGGCUGGGGCAUGAAUCGACUCCGCACUGCAAGGUUUGCUUUGAACAAGAUUGCUCUUCUUUUGUGGGGGCGAUCGCAAAGCUAUCUCUAUUCAGUCCUUAUACCUGGAUCACAGAUAAGCCUUGAUGCCUUUUUCUCACACCUGAAUGGCUUGGAGUAUAUCUGUACUUAUGUACUCCGUACGGAGUAGUUAUCGGCGUCUUGCUCACAUACGUGAAUUAUUAGUCGUCCAGCAAUUGGAAUUGUCAUGUUGUUAUUCAAAGAAAUAUCCGCACAUGUCAAGAGACAUGUAGCCGCGGAAUCCGCAAGGACUAUAGUAGCUCUCCACAUUGGACGUUCUUGGCUUUCGCCAUUCCUCUUUGUUCACAUGCCGAUAAGCGCAAGUGCAUGCGGCUCAAGUGGCCUUCCUAUGGAACGACACCAUCUCUAUUGCUUCUAGCUGAAGAAUAAGCACCUCUGUGCUAUUGCAACACGCUUUCAGUCGCCCGCCAAUUUUAUAGAUCUUCACUCUGUACCAAAACUCAUAUUUUUGCAUUUAUACCUUGACUCCAAAUAUGCUCCAAAUGUCAAACCUUCCAUCUCUUACUCUCGGCCUUUAUAACAAUUGACUGUCCCCAACGCGCCAAUGAUGCAUAAAGGUAUAUAAACAAGGUAUCAUACAGAAUACAUAACGAAAAAGUGUGGCUUCCAAAAGGAUAAAUGUUUGGUUUCCUUAGGUCAUGUAGUAUUUGGGACCUUCACCUCCUUGAGGCACCUGCCAGUUGAUGUCCUGGUGAGGAGCCUUGAUAUCGCACGUUUUGCAAUGGAUGCAACUGUUCUGUUGUUAGAGUCUGUUCUCAACUCAAGAAAUAGGUAGCAAAAACUUUGGAACUUACUUCUGUGCGUUAAUUUGGAAGCGCACGCCGUGGGGCUUUGACUCAUCCUCAACAUACUCGUAAACACCAGCUGGGCAGAAUCGGUUCUCCAGACCCUUGAAAGGAGGGUAUGUUGACUCAGCG